Messenger RNA from Physella acuta, 3035 nucleotides. RefSeq names its product putative ammonium transporter 1. Gene Ontology annotation, molecular function: ammonium channel activity. Gene Ontology annotation, cellular component: plasma membrane. Gene Ontology annotation, biological process: ammonium homeostasis; ammonium transmembrane transport. Lineage: Eukaryota; Metazoa; Mollusca; Gastropoda; Physidae. The record is from RefSeq and is a predicted model, not a curated record.
GACAGUAUAAAUAAGCACCGCGUCUUAGCCAAGCCGCACCAGUUUUAGGAUCCUGGUCAACUAGACCAGUUCUUACUGUCUUCAGAACUCAUUUCUGUAUUUUGAAGCUUAAAAGACAAAAAAAAACUUUAAAAAAAGUUUUUUUGGUUUUUUUUUAAAGUACCCCCUUGGCCAUUCUGGUCAACUGGUAUGCAAGAACUCCUGAAAACCCUGAUCCUAUUCUCCGCAAGGGUACUGGUCAUCCGAUUAAAGCACCGACUCCACCGGCAUCACAACACGGUUAGGUAUAAGAACAAACAGAGGCGGCACAGCAGAGAGUAGAAGUGUCUGAUUUUUAAACCCUGAACGUUUUUUGUUCUAAACUAAGGUAAAGCCAACACCAUUGCAGAAGAUGGUGUCACUUCUCAACACCUCAUCAAACAGCACCUUCAUGGAUGUCAUCAACUUCACCCUUGGGUUCGCACCCGACGCCUCCGACCUCGUUGCCCUGGGCAACGAGACGACUCCGGCCGGCGCGAAUGGCACCGGAAACUGGUCGGCGUGUGAGGACUGCAGUUCGGACCUGGCACCAGAACAUUUUCUUGACCAAGUGUAUCUGCUGACCUUUGGAAUCAUGAUCGUCUUUAUGGAUCUUGGAUUCGGCUUGGUCGAAGCGGGAAGUGUUCGAAGCAAAAACACGACUCACAUUUUGAUCAAAAACAUCCUGGACUCAUUCACCGCCGGCAUUGCCUACUGGCUGAUUGGCUACGCCCUGGCCUUUGGCAAAGGCAACGAGUUCAUUGGCUGGCACAACUGGGCCAUGCAUGACCUUCACGAUUCCAAGGUCGCCUUCUUCUUCUACCAGGCCAUGUUCGCCUCCACCGCCACGACCAUCGUCGCUGGCGCUGUGUCUGAGAGGUGUGAGUUCAAAGCCUACCUCAUCUACAGCUUCUUCCUCACAGCCUUCAUCUACCCUGUGGUCACCCACUGGGGGUGGACUACCCAGGGCUGGCUGUAUCAGGGAUAUGACUUUGAGAUCGGCGGUCUGAUGGAGACCAUUCGAUAUGAGGACUACGGUGGCACUGGACUAGUCCAUCUUGUUGGAGGGACGUCAGCCUUUGUCGCUACGUUUUUCCUUGGACCCCGCAUUGGAAGAUUCCAUAAAGAAACGGGAACAGCUGUCACAAUCAGGGGACAUUCUAUUGCCCUUGCCACUCUGGGCAUCUUCGUGCUCCUGUUUGGGUUCAUGGCCUUCAACGCCGCCUCCCAACUCCACAUCACCCAGCCAGGGGACGCUAGUAUCAUCAGCAUGGCGGUCUUCAACACGCUUAUCUCCGCUAGUGUUGGAGGAUUUGUCGCCCUUGUCACACACAGAUGCGGGCUUUUUGGGAACACUUGGAACAUUUUGGCUGUCAUUAAUGGAGCUUUUGUCGGACUGGUCUCUGUCUGUGGCGCCUGUAACGUUUUGCGCCCCUGGGGUGCGGCCAUCAACGGCGCCGUAGCAAGUUUUAUCAUGAAGGGUCUGGAGAUCGCCAUGGUGAGGAUGGAGAUCGACGACCCUCUGAACGCUGUUGGGAUCCACUUUGGAGGCGGAGUGUGGGGCACCAUCGCUGUGGCGGUCCUCAAGUACGAGUCUGGUGUUCUUAUGGCCUGGGACAAACGCUCAGCCGCUCAACUUGCUUGGCAGCUGGUGGCUAUCUCAUCCAUCAUCGUCUGGAGUGCAGGUCUGGGGUUCAUCUUGUUCGGGACUCUCAAGCUCGUUGGGAUUUUCAGAGUUUCGGAGGAAGUGGAGAGAAAAGGACUCGACAUUGCACGUCACGACCAACCAGCCUAUCCGUGUGAAGCUUACGGACAUGGUCACGUGGAGAAGUUGAAAACGAUUGGUCUGGACGGAAAGCUUACAACAAUCGAGCAAGGAUACACGAACAAAGGAUUCGCCUUUGACGAUGGUAAAUCAGCGCGACUGGAGGCAAAAGAGGCGGGCAUGCACAAGGUGCCUUCCAUUCAGUUCAUCAGCGAGAUGGUCGAGCAGCCAGCCAGACACCUGUCUGCCCUGGACAGGCUGAAGGAGAUGGUUCGAACCUCCAUCAGACGAGACAGGACGCCCAGCUCCCAGCCCCAGGCAGAAGGCGGCAACAUGGUCAAGGUCCAUUCCGUUGGCGUGGAUAUUUCAACUCUGUAGGUCAAAGCUCGGAGGUCACGUCAUUGCGAUGAUAAAGAACACCACGCGAAUAUGUAUUCAUUCAGACUAAAAUUAAUUUUUUUUUUGCACUUUACAUUUUCAGCAUUAUUUUAAGAUUUUGUUUGUAUUUUAUUAUUCGAGUCUGUAAAAAUAAAAAAGCUAAAACCAUACUGAAUUAUUUAACCAACAAAACGUGCAUCUGUCUUUGAGUCAAGUCUUUAUUAUUAUUAUUUUUUUUUUUUGCAAAGCCCAGACAUUUUUUGUUUUCAAUAUUCGAGGAAAAAAAAGACUUCUGUGUCUUUCGACCAAGAAUUGUGUAUGUAAAUAUGUAAGAAAAUAUUCAGCCAAGUUUUGUAACAUGUAGCCCAUUGUUAGUGCUGACUUUGGUGUUGUUUUUUUUAUUCUUAUUUUUCUCUUUAUUCUAGUAACAUUUGUCUCUCGUUAACUAAAUGUUUAUAAAAACUAAAGAAUAACGGUUGUAAUAGCAAUAUAUAUAUAUAUAUAUAUAUAUAUAUAUAUAUAUAUAUAUAUAUAUAUAUUAAAAUUAUUACAUUUUGAAUUGUUACUGCUGUAUUUUAAAAUAUAUAACUAAUUUGUUAAUAACCAUUCCCGUGACUUGGCAAUAUAUAAUUAUUCCCAAAUUGAUUCUAUGGUUGUUUAGAAAACUAGAGCUUUGUAAGACAUCGGUCAUAUUUUACAAAUAUACACAUUUUUAAAUUUACAAUAUAGUUUUUUAAUGUGAUGAUUGUAAUGAAUUGUUUAAACUAUUUAACAAUACAGUAAUAAUUAAUGUGUUUGAUUGGAACGGUUGCACGACGGCUGGAUAAAGUACGAUACAUUUUUGUGUGAUCAAAUAAAACAUAUUAAACAAGAA